GCGGGACACGGGCCCAUCCUCCGACGCCGCUAAUAAUUAACUGGAAAGGCAAGAUCGAUGGCUCGAGGGCUUUAUAAGGCCCGCGGCUGGGGACUCAGGCAUAAACUUCUGGGAUCCACAGAAAUCUUCUCCUUAGAGCAUUCUCUCACAUCUCUCUCGGUAAUGACUGAAGCCUUGGCCCCGGGGUGCUGCCCUCGCCGCUGCCCGCUGCUCCCCGUGGUCCUGCUCGCCUUCCAGAUCCACGUGCUGUCCGCGGCCGUGGUGUCCCCGAAGCCCCUGCACUGCGCCCCCUGCACUCCGGAGAAGUUGGCCCUCUGCCCGACCGUGCCCUCCGACUGCCCUGAGCUCGCUCGCCAGUCCGGCUGUGGCUGCUGCCAGACGUGCGCCUUGCAGUUGGGCGAUGCGUGCGGGGUGUACACGGCGCGUUGCGGCCAAGGGCUGAGCUGCCGGGCUCGCCCAGGUGAACCCCGGCCCCUGCAUGCUCUCACUCGGGGUCAGGGUGCCUGCAUACGGACUGCUGACGUGGAAGGAUCCCAAAGCUCCGAGUCUUCAGAUACUAAGGACCCUUCAGUUCCUGAAAACACAACUCCAGAGAGUGCAGAAAUGACGCAGGAGCAGCUUUUGGAUAAUUAUCACUUAAUCUUUCCCCCCACUGAAGAAAGACCCAUCCUCUGGAAUGCCAUCAGCACUUACGAAAAUAUCAAAUCCAAGAAAAUCUCUGACAUAAAGAAAUGGAAGGAACCAUGUCAAAGAGAACUCUACAAGGUGCUGGACAGAUUAGCCAAAGCCCAGCAGAAAGAUGGUGAAGAAAUUUACAAGUUUUACCUUCCUAACUGCAACAAGAAUGGAUUUUACCACAGCAAGCAGUGUGAGACUUCUCUAGAAGGAGAACCUGUCCUCUGCUGGUGUGUCUACCCCUGGAGUGGAAAAAAGAUUCCUGGCUCACCAGAGCUAAGUGGAGAUCCUGGUUGUCAUCGUUAUUUUAAUUUGCGCAACUAAAAAUGUAUUCUUUUCAUUACUUCAAAUGAGAAUUUUUAAUGUGAUACACUCUAUUUAUUCUCAAACCUAUACACAUAUAAGCACACACACAAAGAGUAUAUAUUUUAUAUGUUGCAACUACUUUUAUACUCCACAGGAUAUGUAAAGCUGUUGGAUUAUUUAUUUCACAGUAAAUUUAUUUUUUUCUACACAGUAACUUGAGUACUAUUAAUUUAUAUAGCAUGAACUAUUUCAUAAUUUUAUAUUGUAAAUAGUUGUAUUUUUGUUCUUGAAAAUAUGUGGAAUGUUUCCUUUUUUAAAGAGCCUAGGGGAAAAAAAAGAUUGAUUAGAAUAAUAUAAAUCAUACAGGCUUAAAACAAUGAGAAAAUCAGCAUACAAUCGAACUGUGUAAAGAUAAUUUUAAGAGCUUUUUAGAAAAUAGAUUUAACCUGUUGACCUUUGCAUCAGAAUUUAAUGUUAAUUUAAAAUGAAACGUAAACUUAAAUUAAAUAAGUAAACCUCAACAAAGUUUUGUCUUAUAUUUUAAAUGUAUAUGCACUGAAUAUAUUGUAUUGUAGUACAUAAACACAUUUUGGAAUAAAAUU
Molecule: messenger RNA, 1583 nt
Organism: Vombatus ursinus (common wombat)
Lineage: Eukaryota; Metazoa; Chordata; Mammalia; Diprotodontia; Vombatidae
Gene: IGFBP1
Product: insulin like growth factor binding protein 1
Exons: 4
Coding region: 58-999 (313 amino acids)
Biological process (GO): regulation of insulin-like growth factor receptor signaling pathway
Cellular component (GO): extracellular region
Molecular function (GO): insulin-like growth factor I binding; insulin-like growth factor II binding
Source: RefSeq, a predicted model, not a curated record